AUGUUCUGCAAGGCGCUCCUCAGUCGCGCCGGCCCAGCAGCCAUCGCGGCAUCACGCGGCUGCACGGCCCGUCUUGGAGGCUCUCCCUUUGCCAUGCCUCUCCGCGCAAAGAUCCUCUCGCAGCAAGGUGCUGCGGGCGCUCAGAUUUUGCUAACUCGAGCCCAUUGUCAACCCCGUCAGAUGUCUACCAAAGCGGCCAUGGAGCUCUUCAAGGAGCUGCCCGGCGACGAACCCGAGGACGUCCUCUUCAACAGCCUGUACGGCCUGCGGACGAUCGAGCUCAACCGGCCCAAGAAGCUCAACUCGCUGGACGGGUCCAUGAUCCGCAAGAUCGCGCCGCGCCUGCUCGAGUGGGAGAAGUCGGACAUGGCCAACGUCAUCGUGAUGAAGGGCGCGGGCGACAAGGCCUUCUGCGCCGGCGGCGACGUGACCGCCCUGGCGCAGUCCAACAAGCAAGGGCCCGAGGGCCAGCAGGCGUCGGCCGACUACUUUGCGCUGGAGUACAAGCUCGACCACCUGAUCGCGACGUACCAGAAGCCGUACAUCUCCUUCAUGGACGGCAUCACGAUGGGCGGCGGCGUCGGCCUCAGCAUCCACGCCCCCUUCCGCAUCGCGACCGAGCGGACCGUGUUUGCCAUGCCCGAGACGACCAUCGGCUUCUUCCCCGACGUCGGCGCGUCCUUCUUCCUGCCCAGGAUGUCGGGCGCCGUGGGGACCUACCUCGCCCUGACCAGCGAGAGGCUCAAGGGCGCCAACGUCUUCUACUCGGGUGUCGCCACCCACUACCUCCAUUCCUCCAGCCUGCCCGCCCUCGAGUCCCGGCUGGCGGAGCUCCGCUUCAAGGACUUUGACAGCCUGCAGAAGAGGCUGGCCGUCAUCGGCAGCACCAUCGAGGAGUACUGCACGGGGCUGCCGCACGACCAGCCCAUCCUGCUGGGCGGCGAGCUGCGCAAGGCGAUCGACAGGUGCUUCAGCAAGGACAGCGUGGCCGACAUCAUCGCGGCGCUCAAGGCCGAGGAGGGCGCCACCAAGCAGUGGGCCGAGAAGACGCUGCAGACGCUGCACCAGCGGUCGCCCACGGCGGUGCACGUGAGCCUGCGGCAGAUGCGCAUCGGCGGCAAGUGGACCAUCGCCGAGACGUUCAGGCGCGAGCACCAGAUCGCCUCCAAGUUCAUGCAGCACCCGGACUUUACCGAGGGCGUCUCGGCGCUGCUGAUCAACAAGCCGUCGACCAAGCCCGAGUGGAAGCCGCAGACGCUCGAGGACAUCGGGCCCGACGACAAGGUGACGGAGCCCUUCUUCGCCAAGCCCAAGGACGACGACGGGGGCGCGAUCGAGCUGCUCAACGACCGCGACUACGCCGAGUACCCCUUCAGGGAGUUCGGCCUGCCCACGGAGCGCGAGGUGGAGGAGCUGGUGGUGGAGGGCACCAAGUCGCAGCGCGAGGUGGUCAACCAGCUGGUGGGCAAGACGCGGGGCAAGCAGGGCGUCAAGGAGGUGGUGGAGGAGAUUGUGGCGAGGAAGACGACCAAGAACGAGCAAGGCAAGGCUGUCUGGAUUCGCGAGGAUUAA
Messenger RNA from Thyridium curvatum, 1572 nucleotides. RefSeq lists its product as uncharacterized. NCBI's taxonomy places the organism in Eukaryota, Fungi, Ascomycota, Sordariomycetes, Thyridiales, Thyridiaceae. Gene Ontology annotation, molecular function: 3-hydroxyisobutyryl-CoA hydrolase activity. Gene Ontology annotation, cellular component: mitochondrion. Gene Ontology annotation, biological process: L-valine catabolic process. The transcript has 2 exons. Bases 1 to 1572 code for a protein of 523 amino acids. The record is from RefSeq and is a predicted model, not a curated record.